Messenger RNA from Adineta steineri, 354 nucleotides. NCBI's taxonomy places the organism in Eukaryota, Metazoa, Rotifera, Eurotatoria, Adinetida, Adinetidae. The record is from the annotation of a GenBank genome assembly.
AUGUCACUUUAUUCUUAUUCUUCAUCAUCAUUAAAAUCGAGUGAAUCAAGUAAUUCUUAUCGUUUGUUAUCAACAUCUUCAUUAACAACUGUUUCGAGUCAAAUUAGUAAUAAUGGAACAAGACGAAAUUCAACAACUGAUGAUGAACAGUGGCCGACUCCACCAGAAGAUGAAAAUCAAACUUGGCAAAUUGAAAAAAGUGUAAAUAUAAAAAAUGAACAAUUAAAUAGAAAUGGAUGUGUAAUUAAAGCAAUAAUGACUAACGAACGAAUUGUUCUUUAUGAUUCAUCAUCAACUCAAUCAACAAUAAUUCCAGGCAAACAUAUUUCAAUGAAAGUAGUAUUUAAUGUAUAA